Messenger RNA from Armigeres subalbatus, 8982 nucleotides. RefSeq lists its product as uncharacterized. The record is from RefSeq and is a predicted model, not a curated record. Bases 1821 to 4937 code for a protein of 1038 amino acids. The transcript has 11 exons. Lineage: Eukaryota; Metazoa; Arthropoda; Insecta; Diptera; Culicidae.
ACCUUUUUCUUGCAGCCGCGCCACCGAAGACGAAGACGGCCAGCGUGGGGAUAACGAACGUCGCGCGUCGCGCAUUCUUUCGCGGAGCUUGCAGUUGUUGUCAAAUGCACUUUAUUACGACCGGGUUUUGUUUGUCGCGAUGAUUUGCGCUAGCAAAACAUAACGAGAAAUUGCAACGAGCGUUGAUCUCCGGCGAUUUGUGGAAGGAAAAACAAGUGUUGACGGUUUUGUGAAUAAUCGGGGAAUUGGAAAAGUUUAAUAUGUGGCGGAGUGAACAUAGUUGGUGCGAAAUUUAUGUCGUACUUUCGAAGCCGUGUUAAAAGUUGGAAGUGGUAUUUCUGCAACGAGUGAUUGAAAGUAAUUAGUCAACUAAAUCGAAGCAGUUUGUGUGUACAACAACUGAGUGAAAUUCAGAAUAUUACCCAUAAAGUGAAUGUGAAUAUAAUUUUGAAAUCAUACUAUCAUAUUAGAAGUAACGUGAAGGUGUUAUUUUUGAAACUUCGAUCCUAAUAACGUUGUUUGAUUUUGGGAAAUUAAAAACCCUAAACAUCUUAAUCGCUUUAAGUUCGUCGUUUGUUCAACGUUGAAAUCCCCUCGUGUGAAGAUCAAGUCAAACAAUCUUCGUCAGUCCUAGUUCAAGUUGCAUUCGAAUGGAUGCCAAAUAUUGAUCCAUAAACUGCACGACUGCAGCUACGACCGGCGUUUUCAUCUUGUUUUACUGCAAAAAGAAUCAGCCUGCAGCAGCGGACUUCGCGCUUGGCAGUUCGAAAGGGAGUUUGGGAGGAAGCGAACGAGAGCAAGUGAGCUGCCGCGGGCAAGGGAUGUAGCAACGCAACGCAACGGUCUCCAGCGCGGCAAGCAGAUCACAACUGAACCAUCACAGCGGUCCCACCCAGCGACCAUCCUCGCUGGAAUUUAGGUCAAUUGACUUCCCAUACCAGCAUUGAACUUGAAACAAUCCAUCCAAUCAAUGGCCAACCUACCUCAUCGACCCACUGCACUGUGCUCUUUCCAAGCUGGCGAAUUGCUGAUUAUUGUUUUCCAACAAACCAUUAGACCAUGAUGAUUAGCACCGAGUCCAUCAUUGCCAGCAGCAACAACAUCGGCAAACCAACCACUCGGAAGGACCCGUAGCCACCCUGUAAGAAAAUUGGCAAUCGAUUUCCCCGGACCCCUGGCGGGUAUUCGGAAUAGAUCAAGUGUUGCUGUGGCGCUGCGGAAUUCAGAAAUUGAAUCAAAACCGAAAUGGGAACAGCCCAUCACGGCUGCUGAUGCUGAGGCUUUGCGAUCGAUCAAGGGUUUCAAUGCGGAUUGCAACAGCAGCCGCCACUCGGUGAACCGUUAAAUUACGAUCCAAUUUGUUGUGCCUAUGCAUUCGCGUGUGCUUCGAACGUGGGCCUCGAUGGCCGAAGACUUGAGUAUGUUUUCCUCCUUCGUCGAUCGCCGAUUGCCGGAGUGUGAACAUGACCCAAUUGCCUGCCACCAGCCGGUGGGGUGUACUUUUGGCUGAAUAAUUGGCGAAAAUUAAAGUGACGAAAAAUGGACCAUCAGGUUGAUGGCGAUGAAAGUGAUGGGCGUAGGAUUGCACCCAUGGAUAAUUCAUCCGAUACGCCCCGAUCAGUAGCCGCGAGCGAGAUGCAAACCAGUGACGAACCCCCCUUUGGGAGGCAAAUCAGUGCAUGGCGUUAAUUGAACCGAGAAGCGAAGAAAUCGAACCGAAAAGUGCGCCCUCCACGCGCGCGAGGCCCAGAAAGGUAAAUUUGAACGAAACAUUGUGAGAGUGUUUGAAGUGGGCUGCUGCUAGUUGGUCAGUGUGCACUAUGGUAACCUACAACAUGGAUGUGCACUUGCCACGCCUGGGAAGACCCCGGAGGGGGUCCAGCGUUUCUUCCGGCUUUCGGCUACUGGACGCCGAUCAGCUGGAGACCAUGUCCAGCGUCAGCCGGAACUCGAUCUGCAAACUGAGGAUCGAUGCGAUGUUCGACGACACGAGAUCGAUCAUCAGCCAACGGAUCGAUGAUCGUAGCUCGUUGAACCUCGGAAUAGGACCCGGAGGCCGCCGCCGAUCAUCGUCGAUCCAUGGCGCGGGAUCGAUCAGCGGGAUAAGUCGGAUAGGCGGUGGUAGCGCCAUCAUCAACGAUCGCGAUAAUCUGGACGUCAGCGGAAUGGCUAAAAAUCUGCGUGACCUGCGCAACAGUGUCGCUGGAGGAGGCAGCGGGAGUGGAGGAAGCGGCGCAAGCCGCGGAAGCAGCAAUUGUGUGCAGGCACAGAUCGAACGAAUGUUCAACGAUGUGGCCAAGGAGCAUGGUGGAGCAGAGAAAGACAUGGCCACGGCUCCACCGGUUAGUGGACAAACGUUUUCGGUGCGAUGUCUCGGAUCGCUCCCGUUGAAGGAUAAGGUCACUAGUCUGGUGGGCCUGCAGGAACCGCUGAGACAACUCUACCUAAGUGGUGCUGGACAUGGGAACCAAAAUGCCGGCACGCUGGACAUCAGCCCGAUUGGCCUGCGGGUGAAGAACUCCAACGGACGGGAACCGUUCCUAACGCCCUUCCAGAACAUCGCCGUUUGGUCCGCCGUGAAGUUUGUCGUGUCUCCGGCCGAUGGCGGCGCAGCCUUUCUCCCACUGAUCACCGAUCCCGAGAACAUUGACAAACGUGCGCUUUUCCGACCUCUCAGCAGUGCCGCGGAUAAGCGUCGACUGUCAUCCGGGCUGCAUUCGCCGCUGUUUGCAAUUGUGAUGCGCUCAAAUUCCAUACCACGGUUGCUGGAGUGCCACGGGUUCGUCUGCCAAACCCCGGAGGAUGCGAUCGUCAUUGCUGCCACGUUGUAUCAGAGCUUGAUGGCCCACAUGGGAAGUGGAGAGAACCAACGACCUCGAAGACCCAAAAAUCGCAACGGAGUAAGCUGUAUGAGCAUCGCAAGCAGUGCUGCUACGACCAACAUUCAUGUGCAGCCUGGUUCCACCAAGUUAUCCUCCAGGCGCUCCAACGCCAGUCAACGUAGUUUACUGCCACCACCUCCAAGACCACCGCGGAAAACGAAACGCACUGCCACCAGUUCUUUGAGUGGCGAAAGCGACACCAUGACCGGUCCCAACGAAGAAUCAUCCACCGAAGAACGCAAAAAACGAUCGUCCAAAGGCAAACGGCCACCUCCGUUGCCGGCUAAUCCACCGCGGGCAGUAUUGAACCGCCCAUCCCUGGAUGCGAUCUACACCGAUCAAAGUCACUCGAACGACGACAACAACUCCCUGUCGAAGGAAGGCGAAAGCAACUACCCGGCUUUGUCGGAAAACUCAGCUGGUGACAUUCUGACCCGGGUGGCAAUUCCCCGAUCCGGAAGUUUUCUCAACACGGCCGGACUAACGAGGUACAAAUCGAGAGCCACUCGACGACACACCGGCAAGGUCGGCGGAGGCGGAGGAUCCCCGUUAGGCUUUUCCGAACUGUUCAAUGAGUUCCGACUGCAGGAAAAUCUGCACUCACUGGACGAUAUUCUCAAUGCCAUAAUCAACUCGGACGGAAUGUCGUUCAACGAUUUGAAACCGAUUUACAAAGAGUUUCUUUUAAAGCUGGCGGUCACGUUGACCAAGGACGAACUGUACCAGCGCUCGAAGAGCAUCAUGCGUCGACAGAAGAAGAAGAAGUUGAAGCGGAAGAACAGCAAUGUGCAGACACAACGUCGCAAACUGCUGAUUGGCGCCAAAGGGCUGAAAAAAGUGUUUCGCUUUGGUAAGUUUCGGAACAAAAAGACCCUCGGUAGAUCCGGUAGUUUCAACAAAAACAGCAACAGAAGUAACCGGGACAGCCAGGGUGAGUCCAAUGCCAGCUUCAUCGACGACGGUGACUCAACGGCGUGCCGCGCCUCCGUCCCGGUUGGCGUUCACGGAAAGUCGUCCAAACACCAGGCCGCUAACUCCGACCAACUCUCACUGGAUUUUAAGGCGGCCGAUAAGAAGGAUCGAUCAAGAAUUGGAACAAGUGGUUCUGAAGUUUCAGAGGCUCGACAUGAGCAUACGUUGACAGCGCACCACAACCGGAACAGCUCCAGCGGAUACGUAUCGUGCUCGGAGUGCAGUUACGACUCGGAUGCUUGCACGUGUACUUCAGCCGAUCGCUGCUACUGCAGUCUUGGUGGAGAUGAUAUCAACGCCAAGCUGAACGAGGCAAGCAAUCGGAGUUCAUUGCCAAGUUGUAAAAGCGAUGACAAAUGCUACUGCUCGAUGGGUGAAACUGUAGGAGAGGAGGAAGGUUCGACGACGUGGUGCGAUACGGACAGCUGUGUGAGCCAUGAAAAGUGUUACUGCCCGACGCGAAUGCAAGGUCAAGCUCAAAAGUGUGCUAACAAAAAAUCCGGAGCGAAGAACGGAACCGAUAAGCUUGGUUUGGACUACGAACUUUUCACUGUGGGUGGUAAUGGACGUUCGAUCAAGGCAUCCGAAGCGCUCAGCGUCAAGAAGACUGUUGAAGUGGCGGCGGUAUUUUCUGACGUCAAGCUGAGUCAGACGACCGACGUUAAAAAUUUGAAUAACGAACAAAAACAGGAACAGCAGAAGAAGCAACACAAGGAACCAUCGGUCAAAAAACAUGCCACCAAGAGUGAUCACCACGGUCACAAUCAUCAUCACACGCAUACUCACAGCGCAAGUGUCGAUAACGGCAGCAGCAAUCACAGACGCCACGGUGAAGGUAAACAUGUAAAUAAGCCAAUCCACAAACUGCUGAACAAGAAAGCCGUCGUAGAACCGAUCGCCCAUAACGAGUAUCACUACAUACAAUCGUCCCAAACAGACAUGGCCACGAGAAAACAACUGGGAGAUAAGAGAUCCUCCAAGCGUUCGAACUCGACCAAGUCGGACAACGUGUAUCAGGCAAUGACACCUCGGAGUGUCGCUGUUGGAUCUACGUUGGAGGACUCUUUAGGCUAUCUGCCGUAGGUUAUUUUUUUGUAUCUAGUUGCCUUGGUUUUAGAAAACGCUUCCAUUGUUCAUGCUUUGUAUUCAGAUAUAAGAAGGAUCUUUUUUUCCUGAAAGUAAACGUUGUCUAUUACACUCGGGCGAAAGUCUGUCACAGCUUUCCUGCGCGUUCAGUUUACUCUCAGCGAAGAAUAUGCUUUUGCUAUACGUAACUAAAUCCCGUUUCCCUUAGUAGAUUAGGCAGUCGAAUACUUUUGUUAUGCGGCGUUAUCAAGCACAUCACACAAAAUAUUAAACGAAAGCAUUUAUUUUUUCCUCUAAAGUGUGCGAUGAUGAGUAACACAAACAACCGAGUGAGAAAAAAAAAUUGGUGGCAGCAGCGUAAGUGUAAGCUUGUAUAAAUUUUAAAACUCCGAUUAUGUAAAUUGAUGAUGCGGUGAGCCGCGUCUGAAGGCAGGAAAAAAACCGACGCGAAGAAAAUGAUAAGAGAAAAUAUUUUCGCGAUCUAUGCGAAGAGCGCCGAAAUGUAACGAGCGCGUGGCGAUUUCAAUAUUUAUGGUACGAUGAGGGGCUUGACGACAAAAUGGCACGAGCCUUCCCCAAAAUGAUUAUGUUAUACAUUUAGAUUAGCAAAGAAUACGAUUUUAACUACACAUGUGCAAUAGACAUAAGAUUAUGUGGAAAGAAUGGAUCACGCUGUCGGUGGUGCACGUGAAGAGAUUCAGGCUGGGAAGUGACUAAACAAGUUCUCGGUUCAUUUCACAACAGUACAGGAAGUUUUCACAAGCGUAACUUUCAGUCAAGUACCUAAUGGAAAGAGGUUUAUGGAUGAACGUAAAAUAAUAGCAUAGAUUCUGCUGAAAUGGAUUGUAUGAAGAAUCACAUAUUGAAUACUAAAUCGAUAAAUCACUGAAUACAGAAGAUAAAAUUCAACCUCAAAUUUUCAUUUAGCAUUUAGUCGGCUAUUUAAUUCUAUAAGUUUACGAGGAAAAAAAAUAGUUUGAGCUUUUUAGUGGAAUGUCUUCACUUGUCAUAUGACGAGUUAGUACUAUCCCAUUAAAUUGCACCACUGGAUUGUAACUUUACAGAUACGUAUUGCUACCUCAACAUGCAGUCGUCGGUGUUUCGUAUUUAACUUGACACAUUCCGAUGCGCGUAAAACUGUUUGCUGCAUUUAUACGGUUCAAUUGUUGAGCCUAAUAAUAAAAUGACAAUUCAUCUGAUCGUCUUGUCAAGGUUCUUCUAAUAAAUGAGUAUUGCGUAUAUUUAAUCCGUAGUACAAAAUGUACGUUUUAUUGAAAUAUUUUUUGCUGCCAAAAUAACAGCAGUUUUCAGCCUACAUUCUGCAAUCACAACGAAGUGUGUUAUAUAGAAAUCCGUAUUUUUCGUUAGAACAUUAAUUCCGCGAAUUUAUCUUGUUCAGGAUAUUUUGUUAGCCGACUGCUAUGCGAAAUGUUUCAACACAGAUAGCACAUCAGAACAUUCUGCAGAGUUUGAAGAAAUAUCUUUCUAAAUUUUGCCAGAUUUUUUUGCUUUCAUGGCAAGUUCUUCGGAAUUGUUGAACCUCGGAGGGGCACUCUCUCUGGGGGUGGAAUUCUGGUUGAUUAUAAGUAUAUGUUCCUUUCUUGGAGCUACACAUGGGGAGCGAAUUAGUGUUCUUCCGAUCGGGUGAGGUUUGAAAACAUCAAUUUGGUAUUGCACAACAGGACACAGUACAGUUAAUUUUACUACACUUUUUAACAUCACACUACAUUUACAUUAUUAACACAAAUUUAUUUAAAAAAAUCUUGAUCCCUGAUAGGUUAUCACAAUGGCUAAUUUGUUUAUUGUUAUGCUAAUGGUAUUUGUUAAUAUUGAAGUUGAUUUUUUCACGAUCGCCUUCCACGCUAUUCGUGUGUCGCAUGUAGUGGUACACCCGAUUCUUCUUUUACACGGGGGAUGCGUUCCAUGUAAAAAAAGUUUUCAGUUCAAAAUUCGAAAAUCUGUGUAAAAAAAAGUUUUAUGAUUUCUCGAUGAAUUAUGCAAAAUGGAGCAACUUUGCAAACAUUUUAUAUGGAAUUUUUUAUUACGCAACCGUGUAAAAAAAUCCAUGUAAAACAGAAUGGGGGGGGGGGGGUGGUGGUGGUAUAGAAAAUAGUAUUGACCCGAUAUUGUCACACUUCGAUUUUGUCUACCUCCGAUUUUAUCACGUUUUCGACACGAUUUUACCGAUUUUAUCACGUUUUUGACCCGAGUUUGUCACCCCACAAAAAAUUGAAAAUUCAAGUCGUCCUUUCUAUUUUUGUAAAUAAUUCAUUUCUAAAUGCCUGUCAAAAAGCCUUUUCGACUAGAAAGCCUUUUCGACUAGAAAUAAAAUCGGGAUAUUACUGUAGUGAUUUUAGGAGUUGUUCAACUAAACAUACUCCCCCACUCUAAAAUUACGGAAUUUAAAAAAGAAAAAACAGACCUCUACGAACACAGAAUGGAUGUCUAAUGAUCGAUUCCCCAGUUUUGACACCAUUCAACUUAGACAACGUUGUCGCUUGACUGAUGUGGGAUAGAGCACACUUAGAAUAAAUGACCGACUUCGGAAAUUCGUUUACCGAAUACUCAAUAGCUGAACGAUCGGUAAAUGAAAGCACUACCGAAAGAUCGGUAAACUGGUUUGUCCAGUCAAACGUCUAUAUUACCGAGCUCUCCGGUAGAUUUUUAUCCCAAGCGAAAUGUUCGGUAAUGCUGAAUAUUCAGAUUGGAGACAUAGUUAUUAGUACUUAACAUAGUUAUUUAGUCAUUAAUCAUGUUUAUUCAGAAAAUUAUUACGAUCCAAAGUGCAGCGGCGGAGAGAUUUUGUUUGUUUCCUUCCGCGUCGAGGUCAGGAACCAGCAGAACAAUGAGGACGGGAAGCCACGAGGAACAUUGCAUUUUAUCGAUGAAUAACUGCUUGCAGCAACUUUGUUUUUUUUUCCGACGGUGACCACUGGCAUCUGAGACCUGAACAGAGUCAUUGAAAUCAAAUUGGGAAAUCAAAAGAGAUAUUUAUUACCUACCUGCAAUAUUCAACUGAGGCUUAGACUGAACUCUGAAUGAAGAAAAAUCUGUUCUUGGCGGUUUGUCGAAAAGCUUCUGCCAGGACUAGCGUGACAUUUCUCUACAACUUACGAAAUCUCGGUAAAUGAACUAUGUUACAGAAUUCGGCGGAGUCAGAAAUUUACUUAUUUUCCGGUGAUUUUCUGACAGCUACCCCGCUGUUGACACUGUCGGAACCGAAACUUUGGUAGGAUUUCACAGAAUAUCGGUAAAAUAUUCCAGGAUUACCGAAAAAUCGUAAAAUUAUUUUUUGCGGACAUUUUCGAUAAAAAAUAUUACCGACCUCAUAAACUUAAUCUGAGUGUGAGGUAGGGAGUGAGUGCUAGUAGUGGACCCCGUGCGUAUAAUGGACCCCCUGAACAAAAUCUCAAAUUAAACGUAACGUAACGUAACGUUAACGUAAACAUGCUAAAGGGUCCAUUACUAGCACACAAGGGGGGUCCAUUAUAGGCAAAAGGAACAUGUGGGAAUGGAACAUUUAAAUCAAAUACGUAUAUAAACAAACUCGACGUUGCGUAUUGUGGACCCGGGGGUGGCCAUAAUAGGCAGCAUGCUAGCAUAGCUACAAAAUUUUAAAAUCCCUUUUUUAUUGGUAAAAAUGAAUGUUUUGACUAGUUUAAUGUACGAAACACGAUGCUGGUACCUGUUGCUUGUCAUCUGGUGCAACAGAACUACAGUUUUUCAAGAGGAUCGCUCUAGCGAAGCGACUGAAGUAAAUUUUAGUCGUUAAGGGGUCCAUUACUAGCACUCACUCCCUAUUAAAGACUUCAUGCCGCCAGUUCUUCUUGAAACAUGUGAAAACUUGCUGGCUCAAGUCCUCACGCUGCACGCAGCAUGUAACUCCGCUUUGUUUUUCCUCUCCACCUAGGGUUGUGGUACCAGGAAUACCGGCAUUUACGGUACUGAGAAAUCAGUAUUUAAAACGAAAAUUUAAAUAUAGAGGAAUGAGAAAAAAUGCUUGAAAAGGAAUCUUAGUGUUCUAAUUUUGAGCAAUAAAUAC